AUGGCCGAGCGGCUGCCCGAUGGACGGAGCAGGCGGCCUGCAACGUCGUGCUUGCUUUGUAGGAAACGGAAGAUCCGGUGCAAUCACGAGACCCCGUGCAGCAACUGUCUCCGCGCAGGGAAUGAGAAUUGCGUCUAUGAAUCUCACAACCGCCCGGCUCCUGUCUCCCGCGCCCGUCUUGGGCGGGUCCAAGGGGCGCCGGUUCCCGGGCAUCAAGAUUUUACAGCUGCAUCGACACCUUCGAGUCAAUCUUCAGGGCUGGAUGCCGAAUUGCUGAGGUUGAAGCUCAGGAUCCAAGAUCUUGAGGAGCAGCUAUCCAAACUGGGCCCAAGGCCCGUCAAUUCAGCUCUCGAAAGCCCCAACUCCAACAUUCAAACCCUGAACUCAACGAUUGGCGGCACCUUUCAUGUCCACUGUGAAGGUAGUUCGCUGGGUCAGCAACAAGCAAUUGCCCGAAGUGUUACCCACAAGACACGUUUAUUUGGCCAAAGUCACUGGGCCGUCAAUGGCCUCCUCCUUGUUCGCGAUGUCUUCGAGUCCAUCGAUGCACACUCGCGGCCAGAGACGACGAAGGCCUGGUCAGGGAUUGAGCGAUGUAAAUCCCUGGCGAGGUCCAUCAAAUCCCAGCGGACAUUUUCGUGGCUCUCAUCAUCCACGCCCGACCUGCCACCUAAAGAAAUCUCCGAUGCCCUAGUGGAUUGCUACGUUAGGUCGACCGAGUCUAUUCAUCGCAUCCUGCACAUUCCGUCUUUCCGACGGGACUACGACGCAGUCUGGAUAUCCAACAUGGCCGCUGCCGACAAGGGAUUCAUGGUUCAGCUGUGGCUCGUGCUCGCCAUCGGUGCCGUGACAUAUGAUGAACGGUUUUCAUUGCGCAUCUCAGCUACUCGAUGGGUUUGCGCCGCGCGAAGCUGGCUGUCGGAACCCAAAUCCAAGUCGCAGCUUGACAUUCAAACCCUUCAGAUCAGCCUUCUCUUCCUGGUCGCUCAGGAAAGGUUGGGCAUGGUCGAAGAUUCGAUCUGGAUCUCGGUCGGGGCACUACUUAGGAAAGCGAUCUACAUGGGACUGCAUCGAGAUCCUGCCUUCCUGCCCCCGAGAACAACAUUCGCCGUUGAGAUGCGUCGAAGGUUAUGGAACACCAUUUUGGAGAUGACCCUGCAAUCGAGCUUGACGUCUGGGGGUCCUCCUCUCAUCUCUCUUGAUGACUUUGAUACGGCACCUCCAGGUAACUUUGACGACGAUCAAAUCAUGACCGAGGAUCCCGUACCACAGCCACCAGAUUCCUUCACACAAGUCUCCAUCGCGAUAGCAUUCCGCGAGACGUUUCCGCAACGCCUAGCCGUGGUGAAGUUCCUGAAUGAUCUCGCAUCUCCCGUCGCCUAUGACAAGACCCUUCAACUUGACGCCAAGCUCCGCGCCGCUUAUAAGGCAUUGGUACGCAUCUUGUUGGCUUAUAGUCGCUCAACUACAGCCCCUGCGCCUUCGCCUUUCGAGAUCCGAAUGGCCGACUUCAUAAUACAUCGAUACUUGUUGUCACUCCAUGCUCCCUACUUCGGUGCAGCGUUCAGUGAGACGGUCUACGCCUUUUCCCGCAAGGUGGUCGUAGAAUCGUCGUUGAAAAUCUGGCGAGCGGCCUAUCCAGUAACUGUCAACAACAGUCCGGAUGUUCCAGAGGCAAAUGAAUUGCAGCGACUCAUCACUUGCUCGUCGGGAUUCUACCCAGCCGGUGCCAUCCAUGCCGCCUUCCUCAUCGCCAUGGACCUUCGGAUGCAGCUGAAGGAAGAUGAAAGCCUUGACCCUGUUCCACUGCGACCCGACUUGCUCUCUGUCAUUAGCGAGGCCAAACAAUGGUGUCUGCAGGUCGUUGAGGCCGGAGAGACCAGUGUCAAGGGCUACCUUCUCAUGAGUGUCAUUGCGACUCAGAUCGAAGGCCUCAUGCAUAGACUCGGAGAAGACGAGAUCACUGCCCGAUUGAUUAAGGCCGUGGAGGAAGUGGAAGAGAAGUGCAUGCCCGUGCUAACGGCCAUGGCGUCGGAAUUCCAUAUCCCUGAAAACGAGUCCAGUAACGCACCUCAGCCGAUGGACAUGGCCAGAGAAAAUGGGACAAUGGAGUACUUUGGAUGCAUGCCCUCGGAUACUCUUUUCGAUUUCGCGAACACGGAGCCGAUGGGUUGGAUGUUCAAUGAUGAUCCUAGCAUGGGUACGGCGUCAUUUUGGCGUUUCUUCCUUUCAUACUGGCAGGCCAGUAUCAUCAUCCGGACCAAGACGGUCAUGUACUGGGAUCCAGAGCGCUAG
Westerdykella ornata is the source of this 2295-nucleotide messenger RNA. RefSeq lists its product as uncharacterized. Gene Ontology annotation, molecular function: DNA-binding transcription activator activity, RNA polymerase II-specific; RNA polymerase II cis-regulatory region sequence-specific DNA binding; zinc ion binding. The record is from RefSeq and is a predicted model, not a curated record. The coding region runs from base 1 to 2295 and encodes 764 amino acids. Gene Ontology annotation, biological process: regulation of transcription by RNA polymerase II; DNA-templated transcription. The transcript has 6 exons. Lineage: Eukaryota; Fungi; Ascomycota; Dothideomycetes; Pleosporales; Sporormiaceae. Gene Ontology annotation, cellular component: nucleus.